AUAUAGAAUCCUUCUGGAAUUGCUUUCAUAAAACAGACCAGACUACCCAGCCUAGCUCUGCGUGUGCACGAACCUCUAAAAACCUAAUAAAAGUUCCCUCUUUGCUUACACACCAAGUCAUCCGUACACUGCCUUUGCACUUUUUCGGCGACCAAAUCAAAUCCACACCCUCUCAAGUCUGCUCUCAUCUCCUCUAAUUCCCGGCCAUCCGCGCGAACAAGACUUACAUUUGAUAUAGCAUGGCGGGUCAGUACUCUAGUGAAGGUUCCAGUACUGGAAAUGUUUCUGGGGAAAGCUCAGAUUCGACUGUUCAGCUCAAUAUCAAGACUCUUGAUUCCCAUAUUUACAGUUUUCAAGUGGAUAAAAAUAUGCCUGUUUCAUCAUUUAAGGAGAAAAUAGCCAAUGAAAUUGGCAUCCCAGUUGGUCAGCAACGGCUGAUUUUCAGGGGAAGGGUCUUAAAGGAUGAUCAUCUCCUCUCUGAGUAUCAUGUGGAAAAUGGGCAUACAUUGCAUUUGGUAGAAAGGCAGCCAGCGCAGUCACAACCUUCAUCUGGUACAGGUUCUGGAGAGACUACUGGGAAUAAUGGAAAUAGAGCAGGAAGUGAUGCCAGUACUGGCAAUCCUCGUAAUCGUGUUGGGCAAAUUUCACACAGUGUUGUUCUUGGGACCUUUAAUGUAGGGGAUCAAGGUGAAGGCAUGGUUCCCGACCUUUCCCGGGUUAUAGGUGCUGUUUUAAAUUCUAUAGGACUUGGUGGCCAGACUACAGCUGUUGGAACUGGUGGCACACAGUACUCUACUUUGGCUCCCCAAGGAAACGAAGCAGAAGGGACGCAAGGUAAUGUUGGAGGUCAGCCCCAGGUAGGAAAUCAAGCACAGUCUGGGCAGGCAUUUCCUAGUCAACCAUUCCCAUCUUUACCUCAAGUUGUGCAAAUCCCUGUGGCUGCAGCAGCUGUACCUGUUCCUUCCCUUCAUGUGCCUAUUCCUGAUUCUUUGAGCACUCUUUCCGAGUUUAUGAAUCGCAUGGAGCAUACACUCUCACAAAAUGGUUAUCAGCCAUCUUCAACCAACACUGGUAAUCUACCGAGGGUGGAAUUACCUACCAAUGCACAAGGGUUGCGUACACCUGAAUCAUUGAGCAUUGUCCUGCGUCAUGCGGAACGGCUUCUCAGUGGUCAUGCUGUUGCUGCACUAUCUCAUAUUGCAGGGCGCUUGGAGCAAGAGGGAUCUUCUUCUGAUCCCGCCAUAAGGGGCCAAAUACAGACAGAAUCAAUGCAAUUAGGGCUCGCAAUGCAACAUUUAGGUGCUCUUCUUCUUGAGCUUGGUCGCACAAUUUUGACUCUGCGAAUGGGACAGUCUCCUGCAGAAUAUGUUUUAAAUGCUGGACCUGCAGUUUAUAUAUCUCCAUCAGGACCGAAUCCUAUAAUGGUUCAGCCUUUUCCUCUUCAAACCAGCUCCCUCUUUGGUGGUGCUGUUCCUCAAUCAAAUCCUGUGACUUUUGGUCCUGUUGGUAUUGGGAAUGCUCCAAGGCACAUAAACAUUCAUAUACAUGCUGGUACUUCGCUCGCGCCAAUUGUUUCAGCAGUUGGUGCAAGGGCAAGUAAUGUGCAAGGAAUGCAGGGAGAACAUCGUAGUGCUGCUGGUUCUGGUGAUUCAGGUGCAACAAGGGUGCCACCUUUGAGAAAUGUAAUUGCGGCAGGACAUAGUGGCGUUGCAAGUUCCGGUGUAGCACAACCUGGUCUAGGUGUUUCUGUUUCACAGCAGGCUGCUGACCAUCAACUAUCCUCUGCUUUAUCUGAACUCCAGUCACAGUUUAGAAUUUUGGUUGGUAAUAUGCACGGAGAGGGCAUGGUUUCAUCCGGUCAAGCAGAGUCAAGGGUUCAAAAUUCAUCUGUCGAAUCUGGUGCACGUAGUGAUGUAGGGAUUGAACAGCCAAAUACCAUGACAGUCAACUCAGUCAGUAGAGUUGGGGAAUCAGGUGCAUCCGUACCUGGGUGCACACCUGGAAGUGAAGGUCAGAAGCACCAGCUUGGAGCUGACCAAGUAAGUAAUAAUGAUGCUUCAAGUGGCUUGAAAGAUGUUUCUGACUCCUCUGGAAGUUCCCUGAGUUGUUUAAGUGGAGGAACUGCAGCAAAGUCAGAAUAUGUACCGGAAAAUGCUCUGAGAUCUGAUCAGAAGCAUGAUACAACUGAGGGUGCCAAAGCUAUUCCAGUUGGAUUAGGGCUGGGAGGUUUGGAACGUAAGAGACGAGGCAUGCAACAAAGAAAGGUGACUGGUGGUGAUAGUGGUACAACCAGUUCUUCUGUUGAUCAAAAUCAGCAGAUUAGGACAAGUGGCCAACAUAUUUUGCAAUCUCUAGCAUCUCAUAGCUCUGCUGUAAGUAGUAUGAAUGCAAAUGAGCAGUCGCAGGGACAACUACCCUCUGCAGUUGGGCAGGUCAUGGACAGUAGACCUCUGGGAGGGCAAGGUUCUGAUGGCCAGAUUGAUAUGGCAAAUAUAAUGUCCCAGGUUCUGCAAAGUCCUGCUUUAAAUGGUUUGGUGACAGGUGUUUCAGAGCAAACUGGGGUUGUCUCUCCUGAUUUAUUUAGGAAUAUGUUGCAACAGUUUUCUCAGAGCCCACAGAUGAGGAAUACGGUCAAUCAAAUUGUUCAACAGGUCGACACCCAAGAUCUAGGAAACAUGUUUUCAGGGCUCGGAAGAGGCCAAGGCGGUGGCCUUGAUUUGCCUAGGAUGUUCCAACAGAUGAUGCCCAUUGUAUCCCAAGCCCUCAGCGGUAGGUCAACCCCCUCUCAACUUUUUUCUGCUGUUGAAGCUGAACCGCAGUCACGGUAUAAUGAGAGGCUGAGCAGUGAUGACAAACAAAAUGAACAAAACUUCCAGAUCGACCUUCAACAGGUGGCCCAGAGGAUUGAGAAUCUGAAUCCACCAGGAGAUGUUUUCCGCUCUGUAGUUGAAAAUGCAGUUCAAUUAUCUGGUAGCGGAAGUGGUUCCAGAGAUCUUGUGGAUGAGUUGUGCAGCGAUGAAGGUCUUGCUAAUGAAUAUGCAGAGAUGUUACGACGGGACAUUUCUCAACGACUCCCGGGUGACUCUGGGCCGGACAACCGCUAACCAAAGCCCCCCCCCCCCCCCCAAAAAAAAAAAUCCCAAGUGGGCAUUAUAGAAUGGUUAGGUUUGCUGGUAAUUGUUCACUUUUUCAGGGGUUUUUUCAGUUUGUUUUACAGUUACUCGGAAAUCCUUGUACAAUGUAGGUUUGCAAAACAUGAUGUGCUUUGAAAUUAUAGUUUAUCUGCUUGUUACAGACUUGCAUCUGGUUCGUAGUAUGUGUAUCAAUUAACUUUUGAGGACCAAAGAGAUAUGAUGCACGACUGUAACGGCGUUCCGUGUCUAAUAUCUCUAGCCUUUUUAUACACGUUGGUCUUGAAGAUUUUA
Molecule: messenger RNA, 3425 nt
Organism: Alnus glutinosa
Lineage: Eukaryota; Viridiplantae; Streptophyta; Magnoliopsida; Fagales; Betulaceae
Product: ubiquitin-like domain-containing protein CIP73
Exons: 18
Coding region: 240-3104 (954 amino acids)
Cellular component (GO): BAT3 complex
Molecular function (GO): misfolded protein binding; polyubiquitin modification-dependent protein binding
Source: RefSeq, a predicted model, not a curated record